Diprion similis is the source of this 2095-nucleotide messenger RNA. Its product is annotated as U6 small nuclear RNA (adenine-(43)-N(6))-methyltransferase. Gene Ontology annotation, biological process: rRNA base methylation. The record is from RefSeq and is a predicted model, not a curated record. Gene Ontology annotation, cellular component: nucleus. NCBI's taxonomy places the organism in Eukaryota, Metazoa, Arthropoda, Insecta, Hymenoptera, Diprionidae. Bases 396 to 1937 code for a protein of 513 amino acids. Gene Ontology annotation, molecular function: 23S rRNA (adenine(1618)-N(6))-methyltransferase activity. The transcript is spliced from 7 exons.
AGCUAAGACGCAAAAAUUUGGUUUUGUAAUGCAGUAUUGAAAAAUAUAUGCUCAUUGUCAAUAAUUUGUCACAAAUGCGACUCGAAAUUCGCGCUCGUAUCUUGGCAUCUGCGUAUUUGUUUUGUGCUGUCGGCUUCAAAUGGCUUCAGUAAGAAAGUAUGGAUUCUGAGUCCAAAUAAAGGCAAAACGCAGGAUUAUAAGACGUACGAAGACGUGUGGAAGCGAGGAAUGUGUCACGGACUUACUAGCGAAGCCCGUAAACGAGAAGCACGUCACUGUACAUCUUGCGAAUUUUAAACGCUGUGUAAUGGCUCGUCUCAAAACCUGGAGCGCGCGGAAUCACAUGUCAGAAAACGUUGAUAUAACCUAUAAAUCGAGUUGCGUUGAACAAAAAAAUGUCGUUGCGACGGUUCAUGCAUCCGAGGAACAAGUACAAGCAGGAGCCAAAUUUCAAGCAACUAGCCAUACUUUAUCCGGAGUUUCGUAAAAUUGCGACAACGGAUCUCGCGGGAAAGGUGCGGAUUAAUUUCCACGAUUUAGAAACCUUGAGAAUACUGGCAAAAACUCUGCUAAAACAUGAUUAUGACUUGAACAUAGAUCUACCAGCCACGAAGCUGGUCCCAGCUGUACCUUUGCGUUUGAAUUACAUACUGUGGAUAGAGGAUUUAGCAAAGCACACCGGUAUCACAGACAUGUCUUUGAUAUCGGGCAUUGAUAUAGGCACUGGAGCGGUGUGCGUUUAUCCGCUGUUAUUUGCAAAAAUUUACGGAUGUCGAAUGAUUGGCACAGAAGUUGAUUUGGAAAGUUACGAGUCAGCGGUGCGUAAUGUAAAUAGCAACAACUUGCAUGACCUCGUUGAAGUGAUACGUGUAAACAGAGGUACGGUACUCAGAGGAUCAGUACCGGAGAACAAUGUUUAUACAUUCACAAUGUGCAAUCCGCCCUUCUUUUGUGCCGAAGAGGCUACGACCACUGGAUCAAAACCUUCGGUGUCCCGAAUGCCCCCGCGAAACGCACCAUCUGGGAGCGAGGCUGAAUUAGUCGUAGAAGGCGGGGAAAUACAAUUUGUCUUGAAAAUGUUGGACGAUAGUGUUGAGCUAAAAAAUAGAAUAAAGAUCUAUACAACUAUGCUCGGUAAAAAGACUAGUCUUACAUUUUUGUGCAAUGAACUCAAGAAACGAAACAUUGAAAACUCUACAUGGACUGAAUUUUGUCAGGGUCAUACAACUAGAUGGGGUUUAGCUUGGACUUUUCUGUCAAAAGAUGUGCUGGAUUUGACAACUGCACCAGUUAUAAGAAUUAGUGGAUGCAGCAAAAAAUUGAAACAGAAAGCUAAACGACCUCCUUCAGAAAUAACUUUCCCUGUAAAAGAUGGCAUGACAGAGACUAAGGAGUUGGUUUUAAUAUUAAGACGUUUAAUCAAUGAGUUGAAGAUCCGAGUUGAAGAAUUACAUGUGAACCCGCAAAAAUCGAGUUACUGGUGUUGUCAAUUGAUGGCUGAUGAAGACACAUGGUCACAUGGCCGCAGAAAGCGUCGAAUGAUGGCUAAUCAAAGUUUACCAUCUAAAAAACCUUGCCCAGAUGUAUGUUCUGAGAAUGGGUCUGAAAAACAAGAAGCCUUGGAUGCAUCUUUCGUAGAUGAUUCUGAAAGAGAAGAAAAGACUACAACCUUGCCAAAUGGUGUAAAUAUUCAGCCCAUUAAUGGAUCGUUUUUAAUCUGCGAUUUGGUUGUGGGAGAGAUCGAAGCUGAUGAUACCGAAAAAAGACUGAAAAUAUCAAUGAUAUUUGAAAGUGGUUCUGGAGGGAGAAAUGCACUGGAAACAUUACGACAGUAUUUUAUAAAUAAAUUAAAUGUAAGAGAGUUCAUAAAAGCUCAAAGCUCAGUUAAAAAUAAACAAAGAAAGCGACGAGUCAAACAGAAAAAAGACAAGACGUAAAAUCGUUGAACAUAUCAAUGAGUUUUCAUGAUAUGACGGCACCAUUGUAAUAAUUACAUGGAUACUGUGAACGGACACAAUAAAACUUAAGUUUUUAGUUUCCAACGAAUGUAGUUGCUUGUCUGUCCUGCUAUCUAAUCUAAUCAUAAUCACUAAAU